Sorex fumeus (smoky shrew) is the source of this 1569-nucleotide messenger RNA. Its product is annotated as cytochrome P450 26C1. Bases 1 to 1569 code for a protein of 522 amino acids. NCBI's taxonomy places the organism in Eukaryota, Metazoa, Chordata, Mammalia, Eulipotyphla, Soricidae. The record is from RefSeq and is a predicted model, not a curated record. Gene Ontology annotation, biological process: sterol metabolic process. Gene Ontology annotation, molecular function: monooxygenase activity; iron ion binding; heme binding. The transcript has 6 exons.
AUGCUCCCCUGGGGGCUGAGCUGUCUGUCGGUGCUGGGGGCGGCGGGCACCGCUCUCCUGUGCGCCUGCCUGCUGCUCAGCCUGGCCCAACACCUCUGGACCCUUCGCUGGACGCUGAGCCGGGACCGGGCCUCAGCCCUGCCCCUGCCCAAGGGCUCCAUGGGCUGGCCCUUCUUCGGGGAAACGCUGCACUGGUUAGUUCAGGGUUCGCGCUUCCACAGCUCCCGCCGGGAGCGCUACGGGACGGUCUUCAAGACGCACCUGCUGGGCCGGCCCGUGAUCCGCGUGAGCGGCGCCGAGAACGUGCGCACCAUCCUGCUGGGCGAGCACCGCCUGGUGCGCAGCCAGUGGCCGCAGAGCGCGCACAUCCUGCUGGGCUCGCACACGCUCCUCGGCGCCGUGGGUGAGCCGCACCGGCAGCGGCGCAAGGUCCUGGCGCGAGUGUUCAGCCGCGCGGCGCUGGAGCGCUACGUGCCGCGCCUGCAGGGGGCGCUGCGCCGCGAGGUGCGCUCUUGGUGCGCGGCCGGCGGGCCCGUGGCGGUUUACGAGGCCGCCAAGGCGCUCACCUUCCGCAUGGCCGCGCGCAUCGUCCUCGGGCUGCGGCUGGACGAGGCGCAGUGCGCGGAACUGACCCGCAUCUUCGAACGGCUCGUGGAGAACCUCUUCUCGCUGCCCCUGGACGUGCCCUUUAGCGGCCUGCGCAAGGGCAUCCGGGCACGGGACCAGCUUUAUCAACACCUGGAGGUGGCCAUUGCAGAGAAGCUUCUGGAAGACCAAGCAACAGAGCCAGGCGACGCCCUGGCCAUGAUCAUCCACAGCACCAGGGAGCUGGGUCACGAGCUCUCCAUGCAGGAGCUGAAGGAGUCUGCUGUCGAGCUCCUCUUCGCUGCCUUCUUCACCACGGCCAGUGCCAGCACGUCCCUUGUCCUGUUGCUCCUGCAGCACCCGGCAGCUGUCACCAAGAUCCGGCAGGAGCUGGCAGCGCAGGGGCUGGGGCCUGCGUGCAGCUGUGAGCCAGGGGUAACCAGGGGCAGCGGGGGGCCCCGGCCGGAUUGCAGCUGUGAGCCGGACCUCAGUCUCGCGGUGCUGGGUCGCCUGCACUAUGUGGACUGCGUGGUCAAGGAGGUGCUGCGCCUCCUGCCCCCUGUGUCUGGGGGCUACCGCACAGCGCUGCGCACCUUUGAGCUGGAUGGCUACCAGAUCCCCAAGGGCUGGAGCGUGAUGUACAGCAUCCGGGACACGCACGAGACGGCCGCGGUGUACCGCAGCCCGCCCGAGGGCUUUGACCCCGAGCGCUUCGGCGCGGCGGGAGAGGACGCGCCGGGCGCCGCCGGCCGCUUCCACUACAUCCCGUUCGGCGGCGGCGCGCGCAGCUGUCUGGGCCAGGAGCUCGCCCAAGCCGUGCUCCAGCUGCUGGCGGUGGAGCUGGUGCGCACGGCGCGCUGGGAGCUGGCCACGCCGGCCUUCCCCGCCAUGCAGACGGUGCCCAUCGUGCACCCGGUGGACGGGCUGAGGCUCCACUUCCACCCGCUGGCUCCCGGCGCGGCGCGGGACGGACCACGCCUCUGA